Messenger RNA from Solanum verrucosum, 930 nucleotides. RefSeq lists its product as uncharacterized. Lineage: Eukaryota; Viridiplantae; Streptophyta; Magnoliopsida; Solanales; Solanaceae. The transcript is spliced from 2 exons. The coding region runs from base 1 to 930 and encodes 309 amino acids. The record is from RefSeq and is a predicted model, not a curated record. Gene Ontology annotation, molecular function: nucleic acid binding; zinc ion binding.
AUGAAUACGCUGGCUAAUCCUAGGAAAGUGGAAGAGGAGAAUGUGGAUGGGGGAGUUUCUCCACAAGGUCUUCAAGGUGACCAAUUCCCCAUAGGCAAUCAAGAUAAUGAGCUUCCGGUGGGUCCCCCGGCCAUGACUAAUGAAGAGAUUAGGGCGGCUUUUCUAACUCUAGCUCAAGCCACGACAACUCAAGCAAAUAGAGAUGUGGGGCCUAGGGUGAAUGCUAAUGAGAGUACGGCUGCCUCAAGGUUGAGAGACUUCGUGAGGAUGAAUCCUUCGAUAUUUUUGGGCUCUAGAAUUGGAGAAGAUCCCCAAGGAUUCUUGGAUGAGAUUUACAAAAUUGUGGAUGCUAUGGGAGUAUCUUCUAGAGAGAAAGCAGAAUUGGCUUCAUACCAAUUGAAGGAGGUGGCCCAAAUUUGGUACACACAAUGGAAGGAAAAUAGGCCGGAGGAAGCGGUUCCUAUAGAAUGGGAGAAGUUUAAGGAAGCAUUCUUGGGUAAAUACUUUCCCCUAGAGAAGAGGGAGUGCAAAAUUGAGGAGUUCAUUAAUCUUAGGCAAGGUAAUAUGAGUGUGGAUGAGUAUGAGGAUCAAGGACAACCUAGGUUUAAGAAGAGGGCUCCAAAUCAAGAUUUUUCAAGUGCUCCUAAGGUUAAUCAUGAAGGAGGUGCUGGUUCUCAAAUUUCUAAGCCUACUUAUUCCACUUGUGGAAAGAAGCAUUUUGGGAAGUGUCUAUCCGACACUAGUGGUUGCUAUGGUUGUGGGAAAAAUGAUCACAAGGUGAGAGAUUGUCCUAAUAUUGUGGCUAAAGGAAGGAAUGCUAGGCAAGCUCCUCAUAGUGGUCCUAGUGUUGAUGGUCAAGCAAGGAAUCAUUUCUAUGCUCUCCAAGCUAACAAGGAAGCAAAUCCGGAUGAAGGUGCCGGUAAGUCAUAA